Molecule: messenger RNA, 1989 nt
Organism: Chiloscyllium plagiosum (whitespotted bambooshark)
Lineage: Eukaryota; Metazoa; Chordata; Chondrichthyes; Orectolobiformes; Hemiscylliidae
Gene: uxs1
Product: UDP-glucuronate decarboxylase 1
Biological process (GO): D-xylose metabolic process
Cellular component (GO): cytoplasm
Molecular function (GO): NAD+ binding; UDP-glucuronate decarboxylase activity
Source: RefSeq, a predicted model, not a curated record
ACACAUGCGCAGUAGAUGCCCCAUGAACCGACGUCGUCUGGGUAGCGGAGGAUGGUAAAAAAGCGUCUGGCGGCUCUGUUCAGUCACAUUAACCGAAGAAUGAUAAAGUUUUUGAUUGCACUUGCACUGCUUGCAUACGUAGCAUCUGUUUGGGGAAAUUUUGUCAGUAUGAGGUCUUUGCAAGAAGAAGGUGAACAAAAAGUUGAAAGGAAAAUAGAGGAGGCUUUAGCGCCCUUGAAAGAGAAAAUUAAAGAAAUAGAAACAAGCCUAUCUCAAAAGUAUCCUCCGGUUAAAUUCCUGUCUGAAAAGGAUCGCAAGAGAAUUCUGAUAACUGGAGGAGCUGGAUUUGUAGGUUCUCACCUUGCUGAUAAGCUUAUGAUGGAUGGUCAUGAAGUAACGGUCGUUGACAACUUUUUCACAGGCCGGAAAAGGAAUGUGGAACAUUGGAUUGGACAUGAAAACUUUGAAUUAAUCAAUCAUGAUGUUGUUGAACCAUUAUAUAUUGAAGUGGAUCAGAUUUAUCACCUGGCGUCACCAGCAUCUCCUCCAAAUUAUAUGUAUAACCCAAUCAAGACGCUGAAGACAAAUACUAUUGGGACAUUAAACAUGUUAGGAUUAGCAAAACGUGUUGGGGCACGUCUCCUAUUAGCCUCAACUUCUGAGGUUUAUGGAGAUCCAGAGGUUCACCCACAACGUGAAGAUUACUGGGGCCAUGUUAAUCCUAUUGGUCCGAGAGCCUGCUACGAUGAGGGUAAAAGAGUAGCUGAAACUAUGUGUUAUGCCUACAUGAAGCAGGAAGGAGUAGAAGUUCGAGUUGCAAGAAUAUUCAAUACAUUUGGUCCUCGAAUGCAUAUGAAUGAUGGCAGAGUAGUGAGUAACUUUAUUCUGCAGGCUCUCCAGGGAGAAAGCCUAACAGUUUAUGGUUCAGGAUCACAGACUAGGUCUUUCCAAUAUGUAAGUGACCUUGUGAAUGGAUUAGUGGUUUUAAUGAAUAAUAAUGUCAGCAGUCCUGUGAAUGUGGGCAACCCAGAGGAGCACACUAUUCUAGAAUUUGCCAAAUUGAUUCGGGGCCUUGUUGGGAGCAAAAGUGACAUCCUGUCUCUUCCAGAAGCACAAGAUGAUCCCCAACGAAGAAAUCCAGAUAUCAGAAAAGCCAAGAUGAUGUUGGGAUGGGAGCCUGUGGUUCCUCUGGAAGAAGGCCUAAACAAGACAAUUGACUACUUCCGUAAAGAGCUAGAAUAUCAGGCAAAUAAUCAAUACAUCCCCAAACCGAAACCUGCAAAAACAAAGAAAAGCAGACUCAGACACGCGUAAUGGCUUCAACCAAGAACAGUUUUCCAACCACAGGGAACUGAAUGAAAACUUGGUUUUUGAAGAAACUCCGAAGAAAUUAUAUUAAAAUUGAACUGGAAUUUGAUCUUUGAGCUUGCUUAUACAGAUGGAUGUGCCUAAACAAAAAUCAGAUUUUUCUUGCACUUUUUAAUCUGUUUUAUUUAAAGUAGUGUAGCAAUAUUGAGUUUUGUUGGCUGUUUUGUAUUUUUGCUUUGAUUUAUUUUAUUUGUCAUGAGACUGUUACUCUUUGCUGUGAAGGAUUUCUUCAAACCAUUUUACAUAAACAGAAGUGUUGAAAAUGGGAUUAUUUAUAACAAAUGGUACUACUUCAAUUUUGUUAUUACGGUGUACAAUACACUUCAACCAGGCUAUCAGUGUUGUCAGGUGAGUAACAGUAACUAGAAACCUAGUUAUUGCCAUGUCAAUUGUUCUUCAGCUAUAGAGUUUUGAAGAGUGUUGUAAAAUUGCUGUUUUGAAAUUAGGGAGUAUAUUUCUUUUUCUAAGAAUCUAUUUGUUAUAUAAGAGGUUUUUUUAAAGAGAAGGGUAAUCAUUGCUUGAAUCACUGCUACAUUAUGUAUGUACUUGGAGGCGGGGGGGGAUGUGUGUAACUAGGUAUGUGUUUUAAUUGUGCUGACUUUAAUAAAAUAUUGGUGGGGA